GAUACACUGAAAGCGGGAAUUUAUUUAUUGAGCAAAAAGAAAUAGGACGUAACUUUGACGUGUCCUAUCGGUCGACGUAAUUGCAGUCGAAUCCUCUAUUGAGACAGGUGGGAUGCUGACUUCCAAGCUCCUGACUCUGGUUCUGGUGGUCGAGCCUGGCAGGGUGCUACUGGGCAUGAAGAAGCGAGGAUUCGGGGCUGGGAAAUGGAAUGGUUUUGGGGGCAAAGUCCAAAGUGGAGAAACUGUUGAAGAAGGAGCAAGAAGAGAACUCCUUGAAGAGAGUGGCCUCACAGUGGACACACUAGAAAAGGUUGGAAACAUCCAAUUUGAAAUGGUCAGUGAUGCGCAGCUGCUCGACGUCCAUAUUUUUAGGGCCGACUCGUACAAUGGAGAGCCAACGGAAACGGAAGAAAUGAGACCUCAGUGGUUCGACCGUGACAAAAUCCCUUUUGACCAAAUGUGGCCCGAUGACAAGCUGUGGUUCCCGCUGCUGCUACAGAAGAGGAAAUUUGCAGGCUACUUUCAGUUCCAGGGCCACGACGUCAUUCUGAGCUACAAGCUGGAUGAGGUGGAGGAGUUGUGAGAUGCUCGGAAGCUGCGUGGGAGGUGUCGCAUUCCUCAGUGUUCAGCCAACACUCCGAAGUACUGAUGUGAAAAAUAUCCUGUGCUAGAAAUUGCCAUUGCCGUUACGCAAGAAAUUUCAUGUGAAUGCUGAAGAGGACUUAGGCCAAAGCUGCAUCUCAUGAAAUGAGUCUGGCGACUUGGUGCCUAAGUUGAAAUGAGAAACUUCUUUUCAUCAAACCAAAGCUUUGUCUAAUCGAAAAAAGCGGCAUAGCUUUGUCAAAUAGAAAAACAACGUGGCUUUAUGCCAUCCUGUGACAUCCACAGGUAACACCAAACCUUUUUGUGUGUCACUUGUGGAUUCUCAGUACAACACUGACUUGGGGAGUUCAGAACAAUCAGAUCAUAAAAUGUACGAAAUGCCCAUCCUUAUCUCAUCACAAGCUAGCAUGAAAAUCUGCCCCCUAACGGUUGUGAGCAGCCUAAGUGCAAUCGCAUCUGUAAAGCAACAGCGUUGUUUAAUUGCAAAAGUCACUUAAAUGUUGGUUAGGAAUGUUGGCUCUGCUUUUAAGUGCAAAAAAAAAGUUUUUUGUUGGUUACACGAUUAAAAAACACAAAACAGGCAUUUUCAUUCUUUAUUCCUCAGUGGAGCAAAAUAUCAACAGAUUCAUCAGUCAUCUCUGAGUUAAUUUCCUAUAAAAUGCCACCAAAAUGAAUGUUUGUGCAGUAUUGUUUGGAAGCUGUGCAAAUCAGACCAAGGGUUCCUUUUUUUUUCCAGGAGGUGUCUUUUUGUUUUUUUAUAAGAAUAAAAGUGUUCCAAAA
Messenger RNA from Hippocampus comes (tiger tail seahorse), 1383 nucleotides. It is a transcript of the gene nudt1, whose product is annotated as nudix (nucleoside diphosphate linked moiety X)-type motif 1. Gene Ontology annotation, cellular component: cytoplasm. Lineage: Eukaryota; Metazoa; Chordata; Actinopteri; Syngnathiformes; Syngnathidae. Bases 113 to 583 code for a protein of 156 amino acids. The transcript has 3 exons. The record is from RefSeq and is a predicted model, not a curated record. Gene Ontology annotation, biological process: DNA protection. Gene Ontology annotation, molecular function: 8-oxo-7,8-dihydroguanosine triphosphate pyrophosphatase activity.